AAAGUGACAUAUAAACCAUUUAAAUGGCCGUAAUUAAAGAGCCGUGUAUAGUAAUAUUUGUUACUGUUUGCUUGUCCUUACGAGUCGGCUUGGCUGAGGAGUCAUCUCUUAAAAGAGUGCCUUCAAACGAAAAUGCUUUCCAGAAAUUUUUUUUCGACAGAUUUGACUGGUUGCCUUGGAUAAACUCGGAGAAAUCUGAAAAACCUCCAGCUUCCGUGUUUCCCAUUCUAUAUAACUACAAUCCUUCUCCUCCCUACGGCGACACCCAAGCAAACUUACUUUCGCAUAUAAACGCUCCCGCCUUCGCCUAUAGCGGACUAGGAAUGCCGCAAAAUUUUCAUUUGCCGGGCAACGCUCCACCGCAAAAUUUUCAUUUGCCGUUAAACGCCCAGCCGCAUCCUUUGCUCUCCUACGUUUCCGGCACGAAUUUUCUGCCGAUUCUUUUCGUUUUUGGAUCUAAACCGUCGAACUUAUUCGAAGGCCUUUUGCCCAAUAUAAAACCUACAAAUCAUGUUGAAGGGUUUUUGCCUUCCAAACCGCAAAUUACGGGUCAAACAGGUCAUGUUGGUCAACGUCCACUUUUAACUCAAGUACCGGGUAUUUCUCAAGCAGGACAGAUUUUAGACACAUCCCACAUCGCGUCCAGUGUUAAUUCUGCUCUAAAAGAAGAAGAACGGGAACAACUCAAGAAUGAAUCGGAAGUGUCAACACAAUCUCCUGCCAAAGUCAGUGAGGAUAUUGAAACUUCUUCAUAUGAAGAUGACAAAGAUAUGAAAAUUCCUUUUCAUUAUUUGUAUCCUCUGCUGGCACAGACGGCUGUGAGUCAAGGAAAUCCCAUUCAGAGAAAAUUAAAUGAUCGCAUGGGUUUAGUGUAUUUGAGAGAUUUACGAGAAGGAAGAAAAAUGUCAUAA
Molecule: messenger RNA, 911 nt
Organism: Glossina fuscipes
Lineage: Eukaryota; Metazoa; Arthropoda; Insecta; Diptera; Glossinidae
Exons: 2
Coding region: 24-911 (295 amino acids)
Source: RefSeq, a predicted model, not a curated record